AUGUACUUCUCAAAGUUUCAAUUUUUAACUCUUCUAUAUGCCACAACGCCAGUACUAGCAAAAGACGUUAUACCACCCUCCCAACGCCGCAACAUCGUUCAAUCGUUCAACCCUCACCGCAACGCCAGCUCCGCAACAACACCCCUACAAGUCGGAAACGGCAACUUCGCUUUCGGCGCCGAUGUCACCGGAUUACAGACAUUUGCCCAUUUCGCGACUCAGAGUACGACCGCAUGGCAUAACUUUAGUCUCCCGGUCACGCCUGGGCAGACGGCACCUGAUGAUUUCACCGGCCUAGAUUGGUGGACUCACGGCCGCCUUGUCAAUUAUGACAUGCCCAAUCCAGCGGAAAAUAAUAUCUCGAAUUGGCUGAUUCAGAAUCCUCAGAGAUUGAGUAUGGCUAACAUUGGCCUUUACUUUGACGGCGAGAACGUUACUGAAGCGAGCCUGCUGGACAAAUCCCAGGAUUUGGACCUGUGGGAGGGUACAAUCACUUCGUCCUUCCAGUACAAUGGAUCCAAUGUUUCGGUGCAGGUCUGGUGUCAUCCAUCAGAGCCCGUGCUCGGCAUUGAGAUUAAUUCUGGACUAUUGACGGCAGGAGACCUGGGCGUGGUUUUUGACUUUCCAUAUCCGGAUGUUAAUAAGUUCGAUGCGCCGUAUGUUGGCGUUUGGGACACAAAGGCGACUACAAAUAAUACUGUCAAUGUGCAAUCAACAAGCAGUACAGCCUCCUUCAAACACACAAUCGACAAUAACACCGUCCGCCUCGAUGCACAAUGGAGUACCAAAAAAGGUUCUAUCACUGGACAUCUAGCUGGAACGAACAAAUUCGUCCUUACAUCUUCAGAAACGGAGACUUUACAUCUCGUUGUCUCCUUCCCAGCGGAUCCCAACACUUCUAAAAAGAGUCUGCCAUCCUACAACGCAAUUGCGAGUGCAUCAAAAGCGUGGUGGUACAAUUACUGGACUUCGGGUGCAUUUAUUGAUCUCUCAGCUACUGAUAAUGCAAAUGCGACUGAGCUUCAGCGCCGGAUUGUGCUUUCGCAGUAUCUUGUUGCUGUUAAUGAGGCGUCGGAUAAUCCUCCUCAAGAAUCUGGACUUGUAAACAACGGCUGGUACGGCAAGUUCCACCUCGAAAUGUUCCUCUGGCACUCCCUCCACUUCGCUCGCUGGGGCCACUACGACCUCCUCUCCCGCAACGCCCCAGGCACCUAUCAACGCUUCCUUCAGUCCAGCAUGGAUCGCGCCACAGCACAGGGCUACGCAGGCGCACGAUGGGGCAAAAUGACCGAUCCUACGGGCCGCAGCGCCCCCGGCGAAAUCAACGCUCUUCUAAUCUGGCAGCAACCUCACGUCAUGCAUUUUGCUGAAUACUUUUAUAGAGCGUUCCCGCACAAAAAGACACUGCAGGAAUGGGAUGAAGUUGUCACCGCCACGGCGGAUUUCAUGGCGUCAUAUGCCUGGUGGAACACUACGACAAAGGUAUACGAUUUGGGACCACCAAUGUACCCCGUUAGCGAAAACACGAGUCCCAACGUUACAAUAAAUCCAACCUUUGAACUGGCAUAUUGGCGAUUCGGUCUUGAUGUCGCUAUUCAGUGGAAGGAACGACAAUCUCUCCCAGUUCCAAAGGAUUGGACUCUUGUCCGCGACUUUCUCGCUCCGCUCCCCAUCAUCGAUGACGCCUAUGCCGUCUACGAAGGGAUCCCGAAUAUGUGGCAGAAUGGAACUACGACCGUACAAGAUCAUCCAGCCAUGACCGGUAUCUACGGCUUGCUGCCGCCCCCAUCGAGUGGUUCGCCCCUGAACCUAACCGUUCUGCAGCACACAGCCGACCUCAUCAACGAACUGUGGGAUUUUGCGGACGUUUAUGGCUGGGAUUUCAGUAUGGUAGCCAUGAAUAGCCUGCGAUUGGGGAAUGCGGAGCAGGCAGUUGCCUAUCUUCUGGAUGAGUACUAUGUCUUUGAUGACGCGGGUUAUCCGGAGGGAGGGAAUAGAGUUGCAACGCCGUAUUUUCCGGAUGCGGGCGGGUUAUUGCUUGCUACUGCUAUGAUGGCUGGUGGUUGGGAUGGAGAUGAGGGGCCUCAUUUCCCGGAGGGGUGGGAUGUGAAGGUUGAGGGGUUUACGCCGAGUUUGUGA
Molecule: messenger RNA, 2139 nt
Organism: Talaromyces amestolkiae
Lineage: Eukaryota; Fungi; Ascomycota; Eurotiomycetes; Eurotiales; Trichocomaceae
Exons: 5
Coding region: 1-2139 (712 amino acids)
Biological process (GO): carbohydrate metabolic process
Source: RefSeq, a predicted model, not a curated record